Messenger RNA from Daucus carota subsp. sativus, 1272 nucleotides. RefSeq names its product prolyl 4-hydroxylase 1. Gene Ontology annotation, molecular function: procollagen-proline 4-dioxygenase activity; L-ascorbic acid binding; iron ion binding. The transcript is spliced from 12 exons. The record is from RefSeq and is a predicted model, not a curated record. Gene Ontology annotation, biological process: peptidyl-proline hydroxylation to 4-hydroxy-L-proline. Lineage: Eukaryota; Viridiplantae; Streptophyta; Magnoliopsida; Apiales; Apiaceae. Gene Ontology annotation, cellular component: endoplasmic reticulum. Bases 279 to 1139 code for a protein of 286 amino acids.
CUUCCUUCGAGCAUAGACAGCUCAAUCCGGAAUCAGACAAAAAAUGCAGGGACUUGGUUUCUAAACAGCAGUAAAAAACAAGAGCGAGAGAGUAAAUGUCAAAUUGAAGACAGCAUUGAAAGAGAAACGGCGAUUUCUCGGGGCGUAUAUAUACACGCAUACCGCUUUUCGCUUCAAAUUUCGUCUCCGCCCACAUACAUAUAUACAGACACAGCAUAUACAUACAAAUACAUACACAAUAACAGGUCCGCAUCCAUUGCUUUCGGGCAGCAGGUCCAAUGGCUCCUCCAAUGAAAAUCGUGUUUGGAUUGCUUACUCUUGUAACUCUCGGCAUGAUCUUAGGAGCUUUGGUUCAACUAGCGUUCAUCCGAAAGCUCGAAGAUUCUACAGGGUCCGAAUUUCCUUCACUCAGGAGAAAGCAUGUACGCGGUAAUUUAGGCAAUCUCAAACUGCCAGGAUUUUCUCCCUGGGCGAAUGACAAAGAUGCAAUAACUUUACGUGUUGGUUAUGUCAAACCAGAAAUAAUAAGCUGGUCACCUCGCAUUAUCGUGUUACAUGAUUUUUUAAGUAGGGAGGAAUGUGAUUACCUUAGAGCACUUGCAAAGCCUCGACUUCAAGUUUCAACUGUUGUAGAUGCCAAAACAGGAAAGGGAAUCAAGAGUGAUGUGAGGACAAGCUCUGGUAUGUUUUUGAACUCCAAGGAGAGGAAGUAUCCAUUGAUACAGGCGAUCGAAAAACGAAUUUCUGUAUACUCUCAAAUACCAGUUGAGAAUGGAGAGCUCAUUCAAGUGUUACGGUAUGAAAAAAAUCAGUUCUACAAGCCCCAUCAUGACUACUUCUCUGAUACGUUUAACUUAAAGCGCGGAGGUCAAAGAAUUGCAACAAUGCUUAUGUAUUUAACUGAUAAUGUUGAAGGGGGAGAGACAUUUUUUCCAAUGGCUGGUUCCGGGGAGUGCAGCUGUGGAGGGAAAAUGGUUAAGGGAAUGUGUGUUAAACCUAAUAAAGGAGAUGCGGUGCUUUUCUGGAGCAUGGGGCUAGAUGGUCAGUCGGAUCCAAAUAGCAUACAUGGUGGCUGUGAGGUACUGGGAGGUGAGAAGUGGUCAGCUACAAAAUGGAUGAGGCAGCGAACUGCUUCCUAGUUUUACAAAGCUCUUGCUGUAACUGUAUAUUGUCUUGGCUUAAUAUACAUAGAUGUAGAAAAGCAAUUGAUUUUGAUAAACGAGACCAGUGAAGUAUUUUAAAAGAACAGAGUUAUAGUUUUAACCAGCACAA